Messenger RNA from Cokeromyces recurvatus, 1005 nucleotides. RefSeq lists its product as uncharacterized. The coding region runs from base 1 to 900 and encodes 299 amino acids. The transcript is spliced from 4 exons. The record is from RefSeq and is a predicted model, not a curated record. NCBI's taxonomy places the organism in Eukaryota, Fungi, Mucoromycota, Mucoromycetes, Mucorales, Mucoraceae.
AUGCUUCCAAAAAGAAAACCUGAUCCUUCUGGGAGCAAAAAUUUUGGAGAUCCUAGACCAAGAAAAAAGAAAGGAAAAGAAAAAGCCAAGGAUGUUACUUCAAAUAUUCCUGCCGACUUUUUUGAGAAUGAAGAAUGUGAAGAUUUCCAAGCUCCAACUGGCUUUCAUCCGCCUCCCCCCCCCACUAUAACUAGGGAACAACGCGACAUCGAAAAAGUGACAAAAUUAUCUUCACAAAUGCGACGUGUCACUGAGUCCGGUGAAUCUAGUUCUUCUACCUCCAUACGCCCAUCCCGUCACAUUAUUCGCUCUACUGUCAUUACUACUUUUGAAAAAGAUGAUGAUUUUCAAGAACCUAUUGCUCUUCAACCUCGUACUGCUCGCACAGAACACUCAGCUACUGCUCCUGUACAGGCUUCUACUCUAUCUUCAGAUAUUACACCUAGUGAAUCCUCUAGUACUCCGGUGCAUCUGUCUGAGAAAGUUAAAAUGAAACAAGCGCGUUCCGAAGCCAAGAGGAAGGCUCGACAAGAAUCUUCCACCUCUGAAUCUAAGAGAAAGCCUAGUGUUGAAACGGCAGAGACUGAAGCCGUUGGUCCAAGUCCAAGAGCUAGAAGAACAAAGUUUGUCAUCAAAACCAAAUUGAAAGCUAUGCUGAGGGCUGAAAACUUCAAUCAAGACCAAAGAACAUUAUUUGUUACGGAGGUCCGUCGCGUUGUUCGUCAUCUCAGCAAUGUUACUUAUGCAGCUUCAUUAUUUCUGAACUGGUUCUGUCUGAAACUUUCGAGGAACGGCGAGGCUAUACCAAAACUGACUCACAAAAAACUAUACAACUUUGCUGCUUUGUUUGUUGGUCAAGGAAAGAAUGCCGAUACCGAGAUCGCUGAAGCUUUCUUAUAAUUUAGUAAUGAAAUGGGAGAAAAUUUUAAUAGGCAACAACAGUUCCCCCAACAUUCAGUAUAGCACACUAAUCUCAAUAGUCAUGCGUAGCUUUGAUACACUUAU